AUCAUAUCUAGGCCACAAUUAAACGAUGUUUCAACUGAAUUAAAUAAAGCAACCCAUUUUCUUUGGAACUAGUUGUAGCAAUCAUGCCGAACAUGAUUAAAAAGUAAAAUUUUUCUUUGCGUCAGAAAUAUAUAUUUUUUGUUGAGCAGUGUUACUAAUAAACUCUCAGCUCUAAUGAGCAUAAAGAACUAAUCAAAAAUAUGAAUAUAUACAUAUGUACAUAUGAAGCAAAUGCCUUCGAGUAUAUUAUAAAUAAAUUGAGUUGCGCAAAGAAUAGUUUAGUGAGAAUUUGUCUGUGAGACCGGUGAGUGGAUCGUUGCACGAUUAUGUCUGCCCGCAAAGUACCGCAUAUUUUAAAGCUCUCCGCGCAGGAGCAGAAGGAGUUCGUCAACUCCUUCGAUGUGGUGAUGUGUGAUUGUGAUGGUGUUAUGUGGCUGGUUUCUUCUUCGCUGCCCAAGACAGGUGAAUCGGUGAAUACGCUGAAGGCGGCUGGCAAACAGGUGUUCUUUGUGUCCAAUAACAGUGUGCGCAUGGAUGAAGAUUAUGUGAAUAAGUUCACCGGGAUCGGAGUGAAAGAUAUUCAAGCGAACGACAUCAUGCAUCCAGUAAAGUCCAUGUUGUACUAUAUGAAGAAGCAUAAUAUAAAGAAGCCAGUUUUUUCAUUAUGCAGUGGCCCCGGUAAUGAAACGCUACGUCGUGGAGGCGUAGAUGUGAGGACUUUGGUCACUAAGGAGGACGUUGAAUUAUCUACUUUGGAAAAAGUUACAAGACCGGAACAAAAAAUGGGUGCUGUUUUGCUAGAUAUUAAUUUGAAUUUAACUUAUCCGCAAUUGGCAGCGGCCACACGAUAUCUCGCGGAUAAAGAUUGCCAGUUUAUUACGGGUGGUACAGAUUGGUUAUUACCGAUAACGAAGGAUCUAACUUUACCAGGAUUUUGCGAUUUCCUCGACACUCUUAAGCGAUUCACAGGACGAGAGCCGACUAUAGUAAGCAAACCGGCAGUUUUGCUUGGUGAAAUUUUGAAGGAUGUCUAUAAAUUGACCGAUCCCAAGCGUUGUCUGUUUGUUGGCGAUUCUCUGACGCACGAUGUACGCUUCGGUCUGAAUUGUGGCUUUAAAACACUACUCGUAUUGAGCGGCAGCACACCCAUAGAUGAAAUGUGGCAAGCAAGUGCGGAGGACCAACCUCAUUUUUAUACGGAUAGCAUAGCCGAUUUUAUUGAAUUAUAUGCUAAUAUAAGUAAAAAUGCUUAAGAAUUGAUUUUGUAUGUACCAUAUAUCGUGUGUUCCCUCUGAAUUAAAUUUCAAAUGUAUCUAUCCUAUAUACGUACAUAUAUAGGUUUUAAGUUAUUCCGUUAUUCAAGGCAAGGACAAAUUCAAAAAAUUAAAGAUAAAACUCGAUCCAAUCGUUCUUGAAUUAUAAAUUGUGUAACUAUCCGAAA
Bactrocera oleae (olive fruit fly) is the source of this 1441-nucleotide messenger RNA. RefSeq lists its product as uncharacterized. The record is from RefSeq and is a predicted model, not a curated record. NCBI's taxonomy places the organism in Eukaryota, Metazoa, Arthropoda, Insecta, Diptera, Tephritidae. Gene Ontology annotation, molecular function: phosphatase activity.